This is a messenger RNA of Eurypyga helias (sunbittern), 3156 nucleotides long. RefSeq names its product axonemal dynein light chain domain containing 1 (gene AXDND1). The transcript has 27 exons. Lineage: Eukaryota; Metazoa; Chordata; Aves; Eurypygiformes; Eurypygidae. The record is from RefSeq and is a predicted model, not a curated record.
AUGCCUGCGAUGGGAAUGCCGGCUCCUGGAGCGAGAGCCGUCGGAAGGAAGCUGAGCGGAACCUUGCGGGCAGGCUUGGUCAGCACAGGGCGAUCAGAGAAGCCCAAGCUGAGGGAUACCUCAAGGAUGUUUGACCGCAUCAGGCCUGUUCCGUCUUCCCUGGAGCAUAGCUUUGUUCCAGAAGAGGUUUUCCGAAGCCUGACCCGUGCCAGCAGUUCUCUCUACAGCCCGGCGUACUUACGGUCCCUGCAAACCACCAAACCCCCAAGGGGCUUCAGGGGCUGCCUGCAAACCCCAGAUCGGCUUUGGCAUUACCCUAAUCGUCGGAGCGAGUUCAGACACCUGACAGACCACCCUGUCAGUUUGACAGGCGCUGGAAGGGACGUCUCUUACCUGUGUGACACGGCGACUGGCCGAGGAGCUCAGAAGGCAACGACUGGCAGAAGCUGUCUUACUGGGAGCUGUCGGGACCCGCGAGGCAGCCAUGGUACGCUGCUGCGUGUUCCUCACGCACCCCUAGGAGAAAGUCUGAUUCCCAAGGAAUUUCACAUCGUGAUGAACAGGGGGGUUUUGCCCUUGAAGUACUUCGAUGAUAAAUACACAACGCUGCUUGAAGACGGUGAGAAGAAGCUGCGGCUCUUCCCAGCCACGAAACCCUCCAGGGGGUUGGAGGUCAUCCCGCUGAUGAAGGUGAUGGACAGCAUGUUGGAAAAAGCUGGAGUAGACAAGCAAAUCAGAAUAACAGGACCUUCCCAGCUGCACAACCGGCUGGAGCUGAUGAAGGCGGAGCAGAACAUCUACAACAUCGUUUUCCAUGAGCUGAUUCGGCAGGUCAGCGUGGAAUGCGUAGAGAGAGGACAGCUGCUUUCGAAGCUCAGGCAGAGGUAUGUGCGUCUCCUGGAGCAAAUUCCUGAACAGAUGAAGACCCUCUACGAAAAAAUGAUGUCGUAGCGGUGGGUCAACAGACACACUGAGGAAGAGCUACUCUGUUUUAAAGAAUCUGUUGGACAGCUGGCCAGCGAGCUGCACGAGGUACGGCAGCACGACUGCCGGGUGACCAAAGCAGCAGGAGGAGCUCAAGCGGAGCUGGCUGCAGCCAUGCAGGAGGCAGAAGCGAACAGUAACCUUUUGGAAGAGUAUCGGGAGUUAUGUGAGCCGCAGAGAAAGCGACUGGAAGAGCAGGUUUGGCUGCGAGCCCAAGAGAGGGAUAUUUGGAGCUCGGCUGCCUACGACCUGGCUCUGAAGAUAGCAGGCAGAAACCAGCUCAUGUCGGUUCGCAAGCUCCAUGUUAGUGGCAAGACACUGACCAACGUCCUCAGGCAUUUCCUAGUGCUCUUGGGCUCAAAGGACACGGGAGACCUGGCGGAUCUGGAGGAAGAGACGGAGCAGUUCAGGGAGAGGUUGGGUCACAUUGGAGCAGAAAUAGAGCGUUUUGAGGAGUCCAGCCAGGCGAGACUGCAGAUUGUCUGCAGCAGCCUCCACAAGCGGCUUCAGCACUCCCACUGCAGUGACUCCUCCUCUGCGAUGGAUGAAAAACUGCUGGAUGAAAUCCUGCAAGAUACCAAGAACUUGAUAAAGAUGCUGAAAGAAGACCUGCAGCAGUAUGGAGGGGAGGUGCACCUACGAGGGAUGGAGAGGCUGAGGAGCGCUGCUAGCCUGCAGGAGCACUGGACAGAGCUGGGCCAAACGGUGCUCAGUCGACACCGGGACUUUGCUGGAGCACUGCCUCCACAGCACGCUGCCCUGGAAGAAAUAAACCGAAGGGCACAUAAACUCUACAAGCAAUACAGUAUAAGGAUAACUGGGAAUAAUGGCACAGCAAGGUUUUUGACAGCCUUGGUGAGAAGUAUGGAAGAUUAGGUAUCCAAGGCGCAAAAGCUGAGGAGGGGUUCUGGCGCGUGCAGGAACGGCAAAGCUGAGCUGUGGGCGUUUUAUCACAAGGUUCCCGGGUGGCUGGCCCAGGUGGAUGCAGCCAUGAGCUGUUUCCGACUAUCGGGUGGUCACUUUGUUUCUGGAUUUGGGUUUUUGUUUUUCAUGGUGGUACCUAAAGAAUUUUUUCAGAUGAUUGUGUGAUGGGUUCUGUCUGUGAAUGAUAAGGGUGAGAAGGACAUCGUGCAUCUUAAUGAAAAAGUGACUGAACUGCACAAAAACCUGACUCUGUGGCUGGUGAACUUGCUGAGGUACGUGACAGAAGAGCGCUUGUCCUCUGAGUGUCCCCAGCAGCAAGAGUCAGACGCCGAGGAGGAGCUCAGACUGCUGAGGGCUCGUAAGCUGCAGCACGGGGCUGAAGAGCUGGCUGUGGAGAUGAGCAGACUCUCUGGCUCUAUAGUCAGCUGCUGCUGUGAGAUUGUCAGUGCCAUCGUUCGGAAGAAGCGGUCUGAGAUGGAUGUAGACGUGGAUUUUGAGCUGGAGGAGCUGAAUAAGAUCAAGACGGAGUGCUGUAAUUAGAUUCAAACAUGUAGUCUUCUCCUUUCAGAAAUCCAAGGCACCACGGUCUCCUUUCUGGAUUUAGAAGAAUUGAGAAACCUCUUUGGAUCAGAGGAAUUGCGGCGGAAGCGUAAGCCCGAGGAUACUGUCAUUUCUUCAGCUCAGGAAGAGCUUGAAGCUGAAGGUGCCAACGGCAGUGGGAAACCCGUAACAGAGGAAGAAAUGUUAGAAGUAAAGGAGGAGAUUGCUGUUACGCAGCAGCAGCCAGGCGUGGGUUAUCUGACUGAGGACAGCGAAGCUGCUGCAGACAUGAUCAGAUACAUAGGACAUGAUGCCAACGUCCACCUGAAGUCUCGCAAGUCGGACGGCGUGUCGGUUACAGGGAGGGAGAUGACUGACACCAAGUCCUCAACUCCCUUUUCCCAGAGAGAGUUUGAAGCCCUGGCAACGCUGGAACAUCUGCAAGCACAGCUCCUGGACACCCAAAUCCGUGCUCAGAAUGCAGAGGAGAGAUCGGGAGAUCUUGAAGAGAAGCUGGAAGAAGCUCUGCAGAGAAUCAAAGAGCUAGAAAGUGAGCUGGAGAAGGAGGGGGAAGUCAUCCCAGAAGCGACACAUGAAGAAGGGCAAGAAAAAUGUUUCCAAGAAAGCGUCUCGGAAGUCGGGGCCUGCUCAAGUCACAGAACUUCUAUCUCUGACCAAACGAAAGGAUCCAGAAACAGCAAACAUUAA